Penicillium manginii is the source of this 627-nucleotide messenger RNA. RefSeq lists its product as uncharacterized. The transcript has a single exon. The coding region runs from base 1 to 627 and encodes 208 amino acids. Lineage: Eukaryota; Fungi; Ascomycota; Eurotiomycetes; Eurotiales; Aspergillaceae. The record is from RefSeq and is a predicted model, not a curated record.
AUGCCGUGCCCCAAUCGCACUCAAAUAAAGAACUCUCUUGGCGAUGUCAUACACACCCUUUCAAAAACUGAAGAGACUCAUGAAAGUCCCGCCAAAAACCUCCCUCCUGUCUUCGGCAACACAGCCGCCCAUAUACCACUAGUCCAAGCGGUCUUCGCAUCCUGCAAGAACCACGUUAAAACAUGGUCCUCCCAGGAUGAUGAGUCUGCCGAAGAUGUGAGCAGAAUUUUGAUACAGUGCAAUAAGAAAGUGACGAGGUUGGACGAGAUCUUCCAGAACGUCACCGACAGCUCUGAUGCGGUGCAGCAGUAUUCAAGGGUUGCGCACGGUGUCGGAUUGGAGGUUCUGAUGAGAGAUAUUCUUUCAAAUACGAUUGAAUUAGCGAGGAGUCCGGUCUUUGCGACAGCGCCAGUGCUCAGAUCACAGAUUGAAGAGCUGCAAGAAGCUUUGCGAAAGGUUCAUAUGAUACCGUCUUCGCUGCCAAAGGCCUCUCAUCAAUUUCAUAAUUCUGGGUCUGGUUCUAUGAAUGUGAACACUGGGGGUGGGUCCCAGAAUAACAAUACCGGCAAAGGGUUUCAAUUCAAUGGGCCUGUCAACGGGUUGAAUAUUGCGAGAAAUGGGGAGUGA